UGACAUUAAGUCGCAAUUGGCACGUGCAAAUCGCGCUAAGCGAGUGACCAGGGUGCAGCGCUGCCUUCUAGCGUACAGUUUCGCGCCUCCUCAUCACCAAUUCUCGUUAUUCAACGCGCAGCGCCUUCACUAGUUCUUUGUCGCGUCUCAUCGCAAAUAGUGAUAAAGGAAGACUCCUCCGUACAUCCAACCACGUCUGGCCCAGCCACAACUAUCUUCACCAAGCCAGCGCAUUGCAAACUUGCGCUCGAAUCGCAUUCUCCUCCGCUUGUCUGUCUGCCCAUCAUGGAUAUACUCCAAGAAUAUGCACUCCCGGUUUUCCAAACCCUCACCACCCUCGAACCUUACACGCGCGCCCCCCUCCGCACCCUCUCAAAUCUCUACACGCAAUACUCCCCCCUCCUAACGCCCUACCUCGACUCCGCUCUCCGCACCUUACACACCUCUCCCGCGAUCCUCUCCCUCGCCGCACUCCUUCUCCUCCUUAUCAUCGCCCUGCAGAUCCUGUAUUUCGUGCGCCGGGUCAUGAUGUUCUGGUUCCGGGUAGUGAUGAAGCUUGUGGUUUGGGGAUGUAUUGGCGUCCUGGUUGCGGUGGUUUGGCAGAGGGGGCUGGAGAGGACGGUGGGGGAUUUGGUGGGCUGGGCGGGAGAGGUGGCGAGGGUCUGGGAGAGGGAGUAUAAGAGGUGGGAGGGCGUGCAGAAUCAGGCUGGUGGGGGGAAUAGUGGUACGGGGAGUGGGAAGGGGGGGUAUGGGAGGACGAAUGCAGGGAGUUCGUGGAGAUGAGGGGAGAGAGACAGAGGGGAAGUCGGAAGAGUGCUGUGGAAAGUUGGAGAGUUGACUUGAUCUUUCUUACGAAGUCAGGGUGUAAUAUGGUACUGGAAGACGUCGGAUUCUAGAGUGGCUGGUUUGUCAACUUGGAGAGAGAACUGGAGUGGCUUAGAGAUAAGGAAGUGUACUCAGGUUUGGCGUUUGGGCACGGCGGCUCCCUCAGGGUAUUGAUGGAUGGUUGCAUAAUAAUUAGAGUUUGGGUUGUCUUCUUGUACUGGAUGCGGUAUGAUGCGCGCUUUACGGACGUUUUGGACUAUGAUGAGCACGGCAGUACGAUGUAUAUCCAGCACGAGUACCUCAUUGCAAAGAUCUGGGAACGUGAACCCAAGUG
Messenger RNA from Cadophora gregata, 1159 nucleotides. RefSeq lists its product as uncharacterized. Bases 286 to 783 code for a protein of 165 amino acids. Lineage: Eukaryota; Fungi; Ascomycota; Leotiomycetes; Helotiales; Ploettnerulaceae. The record is from RefSeq and is a predicted model, not a curated record. The transcript is spliced from 2 exons.